GUGCAUGGGUUUGCUGCUGGAGAUUGGAUCUUUGGGAGAGGUCUGAGUCCUGCUGUGGGCCCUGGUAUUCUUGAGAGACGGUGCUUGCUCGAGGCGCUUUACAAUUGUGAACCGCAUCUCCCGGCAUACGGUCCUGCCUUUCAGCCACUGCUGAGGGGAAACGCGCAGCAACCUACCAUGUCCAACUCGACCGCGAGCUCAAGCUCGCAAGCCCUCGUGGCUACCUCUAGCACUGUCUCUGCUAGAACAGCGCUUGUACGCACUUCCACAAAGGAAGGGACGUCGAGCACUCCCCUCAUACCGGUAGGGCCGCGACUUGAGCCUCACCCACCAGCUCCGCCACCACAACCGCUCCCCCCGAAAGCGACGCACAGUCACCGCGGCGCUCGCAUACUCUCCGAAGAGUCGUACACAUCUGCGUUGUCGAGCAUCAUCCAGCGCGACUUCUUCCCUGAUCUUGCACGCUUAUGCGCCGAGAAUGAAUAUCUCGACGCGCUUGACGAUCCUGACGCAGACGAACAGCGCGUGCGCAGGGCGGUCAGGAGACUGGUCCGACUAGAGGAGGGCCUCGGGGUUAUACCGCCUACGCCGAGGCGAAACACUGCUUCAUCUGUGAAACGAGCAAAGGGAAAUGAAAGAGCAGAGGUGGACACUCCUUUUCUCUACACUGCGACGCGAGGAUGGGACGAAGACGCUCAGACGCCGCGGAUCGGUCGGCGUGCUGCAGAGAGCACACCAGGUGCUACACCCUUUGCCGGCAGCGGUGCAUGUGGCGAGUGGGAAUCUACACCGACGCAUGUACCUGAAUUCAGUGGAGGGAAUGGAGGCAUUGCGAUGCCUGGCACCUCCGCGGUGUGGACGGGCCAAGAGGCUGCGGAUCUCUACAACGAAUCAGACGACGAAGAACCACUCGGCGGGGAGAGCAUGUCGGCUGUCCCUCCAUCGGAGAUACAUACACAUUCGCUCUCGAGCUUUGAGCGCAAUUACACCUCUGUCGACAAUGCUUCGUUUGGGUCCUUGCUCGCCAAGGUCAAUGCGGAGCGCAGGCAAAAGUACGCUUGGGCUUUUGUCGAGGAGAACAGAGCGCGGAUUAAGUGGAACGAGGCAAGGGAGGAGGAGCAUCGCACCGCGCAAACGGGCGCACGGCUCGCCAUUGAGGAAGGCAGAGUGCCAGAAACAAAAUUGGUUACUGGCGUUCAAGGAAAGCUCGCUAUCGAAGGCGCGACUGCAUCACCACCACAAGGAGACGGCACAGUCAUAAAGCUCGAAGCAGAGCAGCCGCUUGACGAUCGCCAACAUCCAGCACCGAGCGCCGUCACCUCAAGCGGCCGCUCGCACACGAAGGCAGGUUGGAGCUUUACCGCACGAAACAGCUUCAUGUUCCCACCUGACGCGGACCGAUCGACGCUUGUGCACCGCAGCUCUUCGCUUGAGCACGCACCUGCCGGGACAGGGACAAGGACAAGAGGAGCCUACGCAUCGGGGUUUGGCGGCGAUCAGUCCGAACUAGGGCGAGUGAAGCCCAGUAUCAACCUCGUCAACCUUCGCUUGCCUCAAGCGACGAGCGGCUGCUUCGGGGACGAAAUUGCGUCAUCCAGCGCUGGGGGCCAGACGCCACGCUUGUCCGUACUGAAUGCAGCCAUCGAAGGGCAGCGGCAGUCAAGUAGCAGCAGCAGCUUUUCCGCCUCCAGCGCUCUCGGUGGCGGUGGCAGCGGCAGCGCAGACGACGGAGGGCACGCAGCAGCAUGUCGGCUGACGGUCAACGGGCAUAGAUUCGUCAGCCCGCUACCCAGUCCGCGACCGGGAGAUUUUGGCGCCGAGCGCAUGCGGCAGCUCAUGACGUGGGGCACUAUUGUGCGCACGCCAGUAGUCCUGCGCGAGGGACGCAGUGAUGCGGGUGUAGGUGCGGGUGAAGCGGGACGGAGCCACACGCCGCGCGACGGCGGCGUGGGAGGGUUCGCCAUGCCGCCGACGCCGCGACGCGAGGAGCUCGCGCGCCAGCUCGCUGCUGUGCGUGGUGCGGCUUCUUCGCCAUUAACAUUAGCAUCAGCCGCCUCUGCCGCCGGGAAGCGCGCCGAGCGUACCUCAGGACACGGCAAGGCAUCAGCAACAGCCGCAGGCCUCAGCCCCGCGGCGCAGCGGCUGUUGGAGCGUACAGCGGCGGCAGGCGUGACACCGCGUCGCACGUCGCAGCCGAUGGGCUUGCGGAGCGACCUGGGCACGCGCUUGAUCGGCAGGAAGAGGGUCGGCCACGGGCAAGGGCAAAGGCAAAGGCACAGUGUGACAGGGAGCUCCCGGCCGGACGAGGGUGAGGAUGAGGACGACCAGCUCGCGAGGCUGAAACGCCGUCGUUGGACGCCAACGCCUAGCCCUAGUCCGGCACCGUCGCGUGGUCCUGCGCAGGUCUGACGCUGUGGCACCGGUGUUUGGAGUCCCAUCCGCUUUUCCCUUGUAGCAUUUGAACACGACAGCAGCAUCCUCCGAGAGUAGAAGUCAUUUUUCUUUGAUGCUCUGCGCAUCUCGCACAAGCGCAUCGCUGGUCACGCGGUCACGGGUGGGCUCUUUUUGUGGCACGGCUGUCUCCACAUAUACCCCUCGGAUCCGAAUACCCAUGCAAGAAUGGUUUUCGC
This is a messenger RNA of Tilletiaria anomala UBC 951, 2630 nucleotides long. RefSeq lists its product as uncharacterized. Bases 178 to 2409 code for a protein of 743 amino acids. The record is from RefSeq and is a predicted model, not a curated record. Gene Ontology annotation, cellular component: catalytic step 2 spliceosome. NCBI's taxonomy places the organism in Eukaryota, Fungi, Basidiomycota, Exobasidiomycetes, Georgefischeriales, Tilletiariaceae. The transcript has a single exon.